Molecule: messenger RNA, 1848 nt
Organism: Salvia miltiorrhiza (redroot sage)
Lineage: Eukaryota; Viridiplantae; Streptophyta; Magnoliopsida; Lamiales; Lamiaceae
Product: malonyl-coenzyme:anthocyanin 5-O-glucoside-6'''-O-malonyltransferase-like
Exons: 2
Coding region: 217-1590 (457 amino acids)
Source: RefSeq, a predicted model, not a curated record
UUUUUUUUGGUGAGGGAUGCAUACCAAAGCCUCAUCCUGAUUGAUUAACAUCACAAAUUAAGUUUAUUUUCCAACAAAAUUUAAAUUAUGAUCUAUUUUCACUAUACCUUUUUUCGCUUCAACAAUUGAAAAGGUCGCAUUUUCCAGCAUAUAAUCCGCACUGAAAAGUCUUAAAAUUAAAAGAUAGAAACAGAUUUUGCACCUUUCCUAAACACCAUGCCGACCAUACACACAACCAUCCGAGUUCCUCCUCCGCCCGGCGCGGCGGCGGAGCUGAAGCUGCCGCUGACCUUCUUCGACAUCUGGUGGGUCCACGCCCAGCCCACGCUCCGCCUCGUCUUCUACGACCACCCUUGCUCCACCGCCGAUUUCUUGGACACCGUCGUCCCGAAGCUCAAACAAUCGCUCUCUCUCACUCUCAAACACUUCCUCCCCGCCGCGGGCAAUCUGCUCUACCCUUCGGACACCGACCGAAUGCCCGUUUUCCGCUACAUGGCCGGCGACGCCGUCCCGCUCACGAUCACGGAAUCCGGCCUCGAUUUCGGCGAGGUCACCGGAGAUCACCCUCGCGACGCCGAUCAGUUCUACGACUUCGUUCCUCCGUUGCCGCCGCCGACGGACGAGGCCGGAUUCAAAAUAAUCCCCCUUUUAGCCCUGCAGGUGACGCUCUUCCCCGGCCGCGGGUUAUGCAUCGGCGCGGCCAAUCACCAUAGCCUCGGCGAUGCGAGAUCAAUCGUCAGAUUCAUAUCGGCGUGGGCUGAGAUCAAUAGAUCCGGCGGAGAUAACGAGUUUCUCAAGCAAGCCGAAUCCCGACCGAUCUUCGACAGAUCGGUCAUCAAGGAUCCCGCCAGAGUCGAUUCCGUAUUUUGGAACGCCGUGAAGCGGAUCCCGAUCAAUCCGUCGCCAACAUUUCCACGGCCAACAAACAAGGUCAGAUCCACGUUCAUCCUCCGCCAAUCGGAUUUAAAAAGGCUCAAAGAUAUAAUUCUCGCGAAGAAACCGAGCGCAGCUCCGGCGUCGUCGUUCGUCGCCGCGACGGCGUACGCCUGGUCGUGUCUGGCGAAAUCGGCGGACGCGAUCGGAGAGAAAGUCGACGACAAGGAAACCGAAGCGUUCAUCCUCAUCGCCGACGCGAGAGGGAGGCUGAACGCGAUGAUAGAUCCGCCGGUGCCGGCGAACUACUUCGGAAAUUGCUUGGGCGGCGGGAUGGCGGGCGCGGAGCACGGGUUGCUGGCGGCGGAGGAGGGGUUUCCGGCGGCGGCGGAGGCAAUCGGCGGGGAAAUCAAGCGCAGAGUUCAUGACAAGGAUGAGUUUCUGAAGGGGGCGGAGGGCUGGCCGGGGGCAAUGAUGAAAUAUAUGGGGAUGAGGAGUUUUUUGGUGAGUGAUUCGCCCAAAUUCGAUCUGUAUAAGGCGGAUUUCGGGUGGGGGAAGGGGAGGAAGGUGGAGGUGGUGUCGAUUGACGCGGAGAGUUAUACGAUGUCGUUGUGCAAUUCUAGGGAUUCCGACGGCGGAUUGGAGAUCGGUAUGUCGUUGCCAUUGGAGAGAAUGGAAGCUUUUGCCGCCAUAUUUGCAGGUGGUCUCAAGUUGUGAGGAAACAUAAAGCGACGUCGUUUUGUACACUUGUUAGCUUUGAUUUCCAAAUAAAAUGAUGCAACACCAAUCUUUCCCACCGUGAAUGACAAAACUUAGAAGUCUAAGUGUUUGAUAUUUUUGGUGAACGUCGAAAAUAAUAAGAGUAACAUAAUUUUAGUAGACAGAGAAAGUAUAAUUUCGAACGAAAAAUCAAUAUAAUGUCAAAAUUCAAGCUACUCUCUGGGUCCUAUUAAAAAGUCAUAAUUUUCUUUUUUU